AUGACACGCCUUUCUUUGUUUUCUAUCUACGCCUCCAUUCUUCCAAACUUCCCACCCUCGAAGCCUCUACCGUCGGCCACUCCCUCUUCGCUCCGGCACCGUCUUCGUCGUUCAUCACCUCUUAUCAGCACCGCCGCCCUCCUCUCCGAUCGCAGGCGACCAGGCGAACAGCUACAACUCCUCUCCUAUUGCAGCGAACAGCGUUGCAAACAACUGGGAGAAGAUUUAGAGAUAAAUGGGGAUAUUCGAACCUUUUCUGUUGGCAAAUCCUGGCAGAUUUACAAUUGUGCUAAGCUCAGUCUGGUUCUUGUUGGUCCUCAACUUGCAAAAAAGAUUCGGGCUCUUGCAUCAUAUCGUGACUAUACAUUUGCUGCAUAUGGAAACGAUAUUGGGGUAUUCAAGCGUGCUCAUCAGGUAGCUACAUGGAGUAGACACAAUGCUAAAGUCAACUUGUUGCUUCUAUUUGGAGAACACGUCCUUAGUGUUGAUGUAGAAGGCAAUGUUUUCAUAUGGGCCUUCAAAGGAACUGAUGAAAAUCCCUCUCCAGUUGGACAUAUUUUGCUAGAUAAUGAAUUCACUCCAAGUUGUAUUAUGCAUCCAGACACUUACUUAAACAAGGUGAUUUUUGGAAGUCAAGCUGGUUCACUUCAACUUUGGAACAUCAGCACAAAGAAAAAACUUUAUGAGUUCAAAGGGUGGAAUUCAUCUAUAUCCUGUUGUGUUUCUUCUCCAGCUUUAGAUGUGAUUGCUGUUGGGUGUGCUGAUGGAAAGAUUCAUGUUCACAAUAUUCGUUAUGAUGAAGAAGUGGUUGCUUUUAGUCAAACUACUCGAGGUGCUGUGACAGCAUUGUCAUUCAGAACUGAUGGUCAACCUCUUUUAGCAUCUGGAGGUUCAUCUGGUGUCAUAAGCAUAUGGAAUCUUGAAAAGAGGCGGCUACAAUCUGUUAUCAGAGAUGCUCAUGAUAGCUCUGUGAUUUCAUUGCAUUUUUUUGCUAAUGAACCGGUGUUAAUGAGUACAUCUGCAGACAACUCUAUAAAGAUGUGGAUUUUUGAUACAAGGGAUGGUGAUCCUCGUUUGUUAAAGUUCCGAAGUGGUCACAGUGCACCUCCUCUUUGUAUAAGGUUCUAUGCUAAUGGGAGACACAUUCUAUCUGCUGGUCAAGAUCGUGCAUUCCGCCUCUUCUCUGUUAUUCAGGAUCAACAAAGUAGAGAGCUUUCUCAGCGUCAUGUAACAAAAAGAGCAAAGAAACUUAAAGUGAAGCAAGAAGAAAUAAAAUUGAAGCCUGUGAUUGCAUUUGAUGUUGCUGAAAUUAGGGAACGAGAUUGGUCGAAUGUAGUUACAUGUCAUAUGGAUACUCCACAUGCAUAUGUUUGGAGGCUACAAAAUUUUGUUCUUGGUGAGCAUAUCCUGACACCUACCACAGAUAUUCAAGCUCCGGUGAAGGCUUGCACUAUCAGUUCAUGUGGGAAUUUUGCUAUACUAGGCACAGCAGGUGGUUGGAUUGAAAAAUUUAACCUUCAAUCUGGUAUGAGCAGAGGAUGUUAUGUGGACAUGUCUGAAAAAGGAAGCUGUGCUCAUGAUGGAGAGGUGGUUGGUGUUGCCUGUGAUUCAACAAAUUCUCUAAUGAUCAGUGCAGGGUAUAAUGGUGAUGUAAAGGUUUGGAGUUUUAAAGGACGAGAACUAAAAUCAAGGUGGGAAAUUGGUUGCAAAGUGGUUAAGAUCAUCUACCAUCGUUCUAAUGGUCUUUUGGCUAGUGUUACGGAUGAUUUGGUUAUACGUAUGUUUGAUGUGGUGGCAUUAAAAAUGGUUCGUAAGUUUGAAGGUCAUACUGAUAGGAUCACAGACAUUUGUUUUAGUGAAGAUGGAAAAUGGCUUUUGUCUUCCAGUAUGGAUGGCACUCUUAGGAUUUGGGACGUGAUUUUGGCAAGGCAGAUUGAUGCUAUACAUGUUGAUGUAUCUAUUACUGCUUUGUCUUUAUCACCAAAUAUGGAUGUUUUGGCUACAACUCAUGUCGAUCAGAAUGGAGUCUAUCUCUGGGUAAACCAGGCAAUGUUUUCUGGGGCCCCACAUAUUGAUUCUUAUGGAAGUGGAAAGGAGGUGGUGAAGGUUAAAUUGCCUUCCAUCUCUUCAGGAGGAGGAGGAGAGGUUUCUAAAGAUGAUGGUGGUUCAGAUAAUAAGCCGCCUACUUUCACCAACUCUCAGCCUCCUCAACUGCUUGAUAAACAAAUUCCAGAUCUUGUUACCCUUUCAAUGUUACCCAAGAGCCAGUGGCAAAGUUUGAUCAAUUUGGACAUCAUUAAGGAACGCAACAAGCCGAUUGAGCCUCCAAAAAAACCUGAGAAAGCCCCAUUCUUUUUACCUUCAAUACCCUCCCUUUCUGGAGAAAUUUUGUUUAAGGUAGCAACAACUGACCAGACCACCGAUGAAGAAAAGGGAACACAAGCGGAUGAUCACUUUCAUAAAGUUACCAAUCUGCCCUCGUCUCCCUUUGUACAAUAUAUCCGGUCAUCCGUUGAGACCAAAAACUUUGAGGGGUUGACGGAUUAUCUGAAAAGUUUCUCUCCUUCAACAUUGGAUAUGGAACUAAGGAUGCUUCAGAUUAUUGAUGAUGAUGAAGAACAAGAACCUGAAAAGAGACCGGAGCUGUUAAUCCUUGAACUGCUACUUGAGUAUUUAAUACAUCAAGUAUCACAUGGAAACAACUUUGAAUUCAUACAGGCUCUCAUCCGAUUGUUCUUGAAGAUACAUGGUGAAACAAUGAGACGGCAUUCCAAGUUAGAUAAGCUUCUAGAGGCUCAGUCUGGUAUAUGGCAAAAGCUAGAUGGGAUGUUUCAGAGUGCUAGAUGUAUGGUUACUUUUCUUAGUAACUCACAGUUUUAAAUUUUCAUCAUAUCAUUAAAUACGUCUUGGGUUCUUGUGCAUUUUACCACCAAAUUUUGUCAAUGUCACAAGGACUAUUUAUGAACUUGUAGAAAUUACUUUUUUUGGUAAGGAUACACAAACUUUGAGUUUGGAAAAUAGGAACAAAUGUCUGUUUGAUUUGAUUCCAUCAAUUUUGUAUUACCUUAUAUUAUGCAUAUUUAUAUUUAUUUACGCCCUUGCCCU
This is a messenger RNA of Lactuca virosa, 3105 nucleotides long. NCBI's taxonomy places the organism in Eukaryota, Viridiplantae, Streptophyta, Magnoliopsida, Asterales, Asteraceae. The record is from the annotation of a GenBank genome assembly.